UUGUGCGUAAUUACCUCCCUUAAACUUCCGGUGUUGUUUCUUCGCCUUCCAAGGUCGAACGAUUUGGCUGUCUUCUUGAAAUACUUUAUUUCUCAAAGAAAAGGAACUAACCAUGAAAGUUCUAGACACAAUUCAUGCUUCAGAUGAGCCAGAGGAAGAACCAGAAGCUGAAGAAGAAGAAGAAGAGGAAGAAGAAUUAGAAGAUAUCCACGACCAUUUGCGUGCUAAAUGUCGAGAGGAUAAUUGUUCAAAGUAUCAGGAGAAGUUAGAUACUUGUAAUGACCGUGUGAAUUCUCGCACUAAAACAUCUGAAGACUGUACUGAAGAAAUAAUGGAUUUAUUUCAUUGUGUUGAUUAUUGUGCAGCAAAAACAUUGUUUUCGAAGUUGAAAUAAUGAAGGAGUUCGUAGAGGCUUUUACAAAGCUGUAAAUUUAUUUAGAUCAACAGACAAUUUUUUUUGUAAAUUCUUCAUGUAAAAAUACAAGUCUAAAAUAAAUUUUGUUUCAUUGACUUGAU
Octopus bimaculoides (California two-spot octopus) is the source of this 516-nucleotide messenger RNA. Its product is annotated as cytochrome b-c1 complex subunit 6, mitochondrial. NCBI's taxonomy places the organism in Eukaryota, Metazoa, Mollusca, Cephalopoda, Octopoda, Octopodidae. Gene Ontology annotation, biological process: mitochondrial electron transport, ubiquinol to cytochrome c. Gene Ontology annotation, cellular component: respiratory chain complex III. The record is from RefSeq and is a predicted model, not a curated record.